ACAAGACGUCCUUUCAACUGCAUUUUACUGUGUAUGUCGUGCUGCUAACUUACUGAGGGACUUUACCUAAACGCAGUGGAAGAUUCUUCAGUGCCUGCCCAUCACAGAACAACAUGAAACAGGCUAAACUUGGAGCCAAGGGCAAGUUAAAGGAAACAGCAGUGGGAUUUGUCCUGGGAGCAGUCGGAGGCUGCAUACUGGGAGCCACAGAGGACCCACUGGACAAGAUUGUGUCAGUGAUGACUACAAGUAGUUCAUUAAAACCGGUGGUGGAGGAAGCUAGGACAGUGGGUGCUCUGGGACUGGGGACUCUCAUGGGGGCCACAGCGCUGACAACAGCAAUGACAUCAGUGAUAGCUGGUGUGAUUCUCGCAGCAGUGAUAACAUCAGUGUUUGCAGCCACAGGAAGAUGCACUGGCUCCCACAAACACUCUGUUGGAUUAUGGGCAUCAGCAGGAUUUGCUGGUGCCUUCGGGACAACCCUUAGUGGAGUCAUGCUUGGAAGUGCAAUUGAAUGGAUUGUUAAGAAGUAUAGCAUGGUAGGACUUCUGUGGGCUCUCAGCUUAUUCACUAUUCUCAAACCACCUAUGCGUUUUCUGUUCAGGAUCCUCUGGAAACAGGGAGAGGUCUGUUGCACUCUGGGGUCCGAUGCCAGGUCAUUGGAGAGGGAGAACCUUGAGAUCAGUGACUGGCAGCAGAGACAGAGGGUGACCUUGCAGAUAGAGAAAAGGAUCUUGUCACUGGAGAAAGGAAGCAGCACAAGUGGGAUGGAGGACAGGACAAGAUGGGUCACUGAACAAAAGGAGAGGGAGCAGAUAGAGAGGAAGAGGCUUAAGAAUGAAGAGGCUGAGAUGAAGCAAAAAACCCUCCAUGACUGGAUCAACACGGUGAUGAUGAAACAUGUUGACUUUUUGGCUUUCUCAGGAGUUCCAAUGACAAUAAUUACCAUGGUAACAUCAGGAUUUGGUCUGUUUGGUUAUGGAAACCACCAGUCUGUGUUAAUAGUGCUUCUAGCUUUAGUUAGCCUGAUGGGCUAUUUUCUUCUGCAAUCUUCUGACUUUAACUUUUGGAUGUUGCUCGGGUGCAUGGGAAUGUUUGCAACUUUUGUCAUCGCCAUGCUCACCCUGCACGCCGGGCAGGUGGUCGUAACAACUGCAAUGAAGUUAAGAGUAGCAGGUCAUAAUCAGUCCAGAGAAACCAUCAGCGCUCAUAUGAACUACCAGUCCUCUCUAGAAGCUGUGAAGACUGCAUUCUUUGGUGCAAAGCUGUGUCAGCUGGGCUUGGGGGCUACAGUUGGUGGGACACUAGUAAGACAUUCAACUGGGAAGGUAAGAGUUAUAGCAGGGGCAGCUUCGGUAGCAGGAGGUUUAUUAGUUGGGAUGGAUGUUUUAUCCCCAGUUCUGGGUGAAGGGGGGGCAGCUGGAGCAUUGCUUGGUGUGGUGGGAGCAGCUGGGGUGUCUGUGGGUGCAACAGCAGCUGCAGCUGGAAGAUGGUCAUCAUGGCAAGGAACUUUGGGAACAACAGUAGGGUUAAUUAUAGGAGCAUUAGGGAUGGGAAAAUGGCAUACUGUCAAUAUUGGAUUGCAGCUGCCUGUGGCCUAUGUCUUUGCAAUGACCAAACCUUUUUAACCAAAAAUUUGUGUCCAUGAUAUUAUUGAUUUCGACCUGCCAUUGUUGUAUAAAGUAUAAAAACCACACCAGUGAGAAUAUUUUACAUGUCACCACAUCCCACAAGUACCGGAUGCAAGAAUACCAACGUGCUAAUUGAGGCCUGUAGUGAAGAGAAAACUGUGAAAAUGAUAUAUAUAUAU
Melanotaenia boesemani (Boeseman's rainbowfish) is the source of this 1810-nucleotide messenger RNA. RefSeq lists its product as uncharacterized. The record is from RefSeq and is a predicted model, not a curated record. Bases 114 to 1628 code for a protein of 504 amino acids. The transcript has 2 exons. Lineage: Eukaryota; Metazoa; Chordata; Actinopteri; Atheriniformes; Melanotaeniidae.